AUGAAUAGACUGCUAUCAAUGAUCGCAGAUGCAGUAUAUGAUUCUAAACGAAAGGAAUUUCUUGGUAGAGAUUCAACUCGAUGGGGAAAAUUAGCCAUUUUUUACUUCUUUUUCUAUUUUGGCUUGGCUGGAUUCUUUUCCACCUUGGUAUUUGUAUUUAUGCGAUUAGUACCACUAGACCGUCCACGAUAUCACGGAGACGCGUCAUGUAUGCAAGCUCGUGGGAAACCUCUUGCACCUGGCUUAGGUUUUCGACCACAAAUAGAUGCCGUCGACAAUACUAUUUCAGUUGAAAAAAAUCAAAUCGAUCGUUAUGUUAAAAGUCUUCAUCAAUAUCUACUAGUUUAUUAUUGGAAAUAUGAUAUUGAUAGAUUCAAUCAAACAAAGAAAUUUACAAUAUCCGAUCCAGGUGACUGUACACCUCAAAAUCAAUAUGGAUUUGCUAGCGGAAAACCAUGCAUACUUGUUAAAAUAAAUAAAAUAAUUGGCUUUGAACCAAAACCAGGUUAUAUGCCAGAAGACGAGGAAGCAUAUCAAAAUGCUGGAUGUCGACCAAAUCCCAACGCUAUUUCUAUUCAUUGUACCGGAGAAUCUGCAGCUGAUACGGCUAAUAUUCAAAAUAUAACAUAUAUAUCAGAGAAUGGUCACGAUAAAAACUGUGGUUCACUUGACACCAAAUGGUUUCCUUACCAGGGCAAAAUCGAUCGUCAAGAUGUAUAUCAAGCACCAUACAUAUGGGUUCAAUUUAAUGAUGUUAAACCAAAUGUACCUAUUAAAGUCAUAUGUCGAAUAUAUGCUGAAAAUAUUAAUUACAAUAAACUAGGAUACCGAGCGUUAACGCAAUUUGAACUAAUCAUAAAAAAUUAG
Molecule: messenger RNA, 867 nt
Organism: Rotaria socialis
Lineage: Eukaryota; Metazoa; Rotifera; Eurotatoria; Philodinida; Philodinidae
Source: the annotation of a GenBank genome assembly